Protopolystoma xenopodis is the source of this 432-nucleotide messenger RNA. Lineage: Eukaryota; Metazoa; Platyhelminthes; Monogenea; Polystomatidea; Polystomatidae. The record is from the annotation of a GenBank genome assembly.
AUGCUGGACAAGGUCUCCUCGUUGCUUUUGAUCAAGUUGCAAAGACGAGCCCGACACUCGAAUCCCGCCAUUCGUGACACCGGCCUCGGAGACAGUUUGGGGGCGAGCGGGCCGGUAUACACGAGCUCGAAUUCAGGCCGAAUCCCCGUCUCCCGCAACUCGGACCGACCCGGACGUACAAAAGCCGUUGUUGUCAGCCUUUCGCUCAUCGCUUGUCUGGCCCUGUUGUUGGUGAUUGGCAUCUCUUUCUGUCUGGUCUAUCGACGCCUGCAGCGGCAUUCUCGUGGAGCCUUCAGGGGCGUCGAGAAGCCUCUGUGCACCAGCGCCAUGCUCGCCAAUCCGCAUCCCUCCGUCUCCACAGACGCCGUCUCGGCUUCGGCUGGCCAGACUGCGGCCGGCUUUUCCGGUUGCCCGAAGCAGUCGGUUGGCCUU